Meleagris gallopavo (turkey) is the source of this 1651-nucleotide messenger RNA. Lineage: Eukaryota; Metazoa; Chordata; Aves; Galliformes; Phasianidae. The record is from RefSeq and is a predicted model, not a curated record.
UGCCCGUUACCUGCCCGUUACCUGCCCACACCACGCACCCGCUGCAUCACCUCUGCUUGCCAACUGCACGCCCUCCACUUGCCCUGACGCGCACCGUGGUGCACCCGGCCCCUCUCCCUCCUGGCCGUGCCCUGCAGGGUGCAGCUGGCCGUGAACCGCCGCACCGAGGAGGCCGUGGCCGUGAAGAUUGUGGACAUGAAGCGCGCGGCCGACUGCCCGGAGAACAUCAAGAAGGAGAUCUGCAUCAACAAGAUGCUGAACCACGAGAACGUCGUCAAGUUCUACGGGCACCGGCGCGAGGGGGCCACGCAGUACCUCUUCCUGGAGUACUGCAGCGGCGGGGAGCUCUUCGACCGCAUCGAGCCGGACAUCGGGAUGCCGGAGCCGGAGGCGCAGCGCUUCUUCCAGCAGCUGAUCGCUGGUGUGGUGUACCUGCACAGCAUGGGCAUCACGCACCGCGACCUCAAGCCGGAGAACCUGCUGCUGGAUGAGCGAGACAACCUGAAGAUCUCCGAUUUCGGCCUGGCCACCGUCUUCAAGCACAACGGGCGCGAGCGGCUGCUGAACAAGAUGUGUGGCACGCUGCCCUACGUGGCCCCCGAGCUGCUGCGGCGCCCCGAGUUCCGUGCGGAGCCCGUGGACGUGUGGGCCUGCGGCGUGGUGCUGACUGCCAUGCUGGCGGGAGAGCUGCCCUGGGAUCAGCCCAGCGACAGCUGCCAGGAGUACAGCGACUGGAAGGAGAGGAAGACCUACCUGGCACCCUGGAGGAAGAUCGACUCCGCACCAUUAGCACUGCUGCACAAGAUCCUGACCGAGAGCCCCACGGCUCGCAUCACCAUCCCCGACAUCAAGAAGGACCGCUGGUUCUGCCGGCCCCUGAAGAAGGGCACAAAGCGCAGCCGUGUGUCCUCAGGUGGUGUCACUGAAUCCCCCGGCGCCCUCCCCAAGCACAUCCGCUCUGACACAGACUUCUCCCCUGUGAAGGGUGCCCUGGGGGAGGACAAGGCGAGUUACUCCACAUCACAGCCUGAGCCUGGCACCGGCGGCGCGCUGUGGGACAGCAGCAUGGGCAGCAUCGACCGCCUGGUGCAGGGCAUCAGCUUCUCACAGCCUGCCUGCCCCGAGCACAUGCUGCUCAACAGCCAGCUGCUCGGCACGCCAGGCUCCUCCCAGAACCCGUGGCAGCGCCUGGUGAAGAGGAUGACGCGUUUCUUCACCAAGCUGGACGCCGACGGCUCCUACCGCAGCCUGAGGGAUGUGUGUGAGAAGAUGGGCUACGGCUGGAAGCAGAGCUGCACCAACCAGGUCACCAUCUCCACCACGGACCGGAGGAACAACAAGCUGAUCUUCAAGGUGAACCUGCUGGAGAUGGAGAGCAGGAUCCUGGUGGACUUCCGCCUCUCCAAGGGCGACGGGUUGGAGUUCAAGCGGCAUUUCCUGAAAAUCAAAGGCAAACUGAGCGACGUGGUCAGCAGCCAGAAGGUGUGGCUGCCCCCACCCUGAGCCCCUUGUCCUCCUCCUCCUCCUCACCCCGUGGGGCUCCCAUAGCCCCCGGCAGAGCUGUGCUCUCCAGGGCAGCACUAUGGGGACGGCCCGGCUCUGCGCCCGCUGCGGCUUUUAUGGGUUCAAUAAAGCUUGGGAUCGCAGCUCA